This is a messenger RNA of Symbiodinium pilosum, 1755 nucleotides long. The record is from the annotation of a GenBank genome assembly. NCBI's taxonomy places the organism in Eukaryota, Dinophyceae, Suessiales, Symbiodiniaceae.
AUGAGGUGCCGAGUGCUUCAUGUCAGCAAAGCGCUAAACAUCAACCGCCAACCUUUCCACACGCUGGAGGAGGACAAUCCAUUCAAACUGCCUCCUGACGACCAGAUCUUUGCCAUUCGCGAGAAAGAGAGGCAACGCCGCGCUGAGGAGCGCGAGAAAGUGAAGCAUCAGCACGUCUGGGAGAAGCUGACGUCUGCGUCGAGAAUCAGCAGGACGCGCAGAGUAGACGACGGCAUCGAUGAUGCGCAAGUGGCGGAGGCCGCGCGCAAGGCGCGUGCAGAGCCCCGCCCCGAGGGCCUUGCAACUGGCCGCGACGCUCGAAGGGAGAAGGAGAACAUUGCCGACUUCGUUGCGAAAAAGCGCGAAAUGUUUUUGGUUCAGAUGAGCCUGGACGUCAAAAAGGCAGAAAUCCUGAAGUUGGAUGCCAGAGCCAAAGACAAAGAGGAGGCAUUGAACAAGUCAAAGCAGAUGCUUGACAAGGAUGUAGAAAGGUUUGAUGCCUUCUUGAGCAACAACGACGAUCGGGCCCAUGAUGCCAUGCAGAAGGCCGAUAAAAUGGCCAAGGACAAGCAAGACCGAGUCAUCCGAAUUAAGCAGCUGAAGUCCCAGCUGAGCGCCAUCCAGAGCGAGAUAGCAAAGCAUCGAGAGCAGAAGGAUGAGUGUUUGAGGUUCAAGGACUUCCUCGUGAACCUCACGCCAGGUGAGUGGAAGGAGCAGAAGCGAGAGGAGAAGAAGCAGCGCAAGCUGGAACGUCGCCGGAUCGCGGUGGAUGCUCGCAUGGGAGAAAUAGAGGAAAGGAUGCACGCGGAGAUCGAAGCUGAAGAGCAGGCAUUCAAGGAAAAGGAGGAGAAAGAGAAGAAGGGUCGGCGUCGCCAGAAAAAGACCGAGGAGGACGAGCAAAAGGAACGAGACCAAAUGGAAGCACGCCGGCGCCGCAUCGCCAGGAAAUACCCGACAAGGGACCAAGUGGACGCGGAGUAUGUUGAGUAUUCCAGUGGGGAAGAAAUGCCUCUGUAUUUUCAAGAGCCUAAGCAGCUGCUCGACAUUUUUACUUCACUGGAAGAAUCCAACCUCUUCCUCAUACAAAACUCACAGGAUACGGAGCAAGCGCUCGAAGAGUUGGAGCAGAAAUUUGCAGCAAUGCGCAAAGCACGAGAGGCUAUGAGCAACAAGAUGAAGCUUCAAAUCGGGCAGCUCGAACGUCAAAUCACGGAUGAGAAAAGUAAGUGCGACGAGUUGAAACAGGCAAUUUCGCAGAAGCAUGGCGGUUCCGAAAUCGAGGAUCUUCUGGACAAGCUUGGAGAAGGUGUGCAGGAAGUGCAUGGUAUUUGCACACAUGAAAACCAGGAUGAUGGGGAUACUUUGCAAAUGCUGGCUCGAAUUGAGUCCAAGCUUGAGGAGUACCUUGCCUAUUUGGAUGAGGCAGAGGAGUCAGGCCUUGGAGCUCGGGUGCUAGCAGAGGAGCACAAAAAGGAGCGCCAGAGGCGCUUGGACCUGCGAAUGAGCCGCAAAUUGCAUCAAGAAAAGAAGAUUGAAGAUCGACUGAAGGCAUCGCUGCAUCGGUCACAGGCUCCGGUGCAUAAGAAGGUGGGCAAGCAGAUCAUGUUCCGGUCGGCGCCGCUUUUCCAAGCACGACGGGUCGUGCAGGAGGAUGAUGGUUAUGAGGAGGCGGUUCGUGAACACAAUAUCUUCGGGAUUUGGCUAGACAAGGAGGGAAUCCCCAAUGCGCAGCAACCAGAGAAGGCGGAGACGUGA